Messenger RNA from Mesorhabditis spiculigera, 588 nucleotides. Lineage: Eukaryota; Metazoa; Nematoda; Chromadorea; Rhabditida; Rhabditidae. The record is from the annotation of a GenBank genome assembly.
AUGUGGGACCCGUCGCGCGGCGAGGACCAGGGCAUCAAGCACUUUGUCAUCAAACAACACGAAGGAGGGAAGGUGUCGAUCGAGAAGUUCACGUUCGACUCGAUCUCGGCAAUGGUCGACUACCAUAAGAAGCAGAAAGAGAGCAUCUCCAAGUCGAAUGAUGUCCUCCUCACCACCCCCAUCAAUCGACAGCCAUGGGAGCUCAACCAUGCCGAUAUCGAGUGCACCAAGAAGUUGGGAGAGGGCGCUUUUGGAGAAGUGCACAAGGGGAAGCUCAAGCUCAAGAACGGCAAGACGGUCGAUGUCGCUGUAAAAUUGGCGAAGCUCGAGGUGCUCACCAAGGAGCAGAUCAAGGAGAUUAUGCGCGAGGCGCGGCUGAUGCGCAACUUUGAGCACCCGCACGUCGUCAAGUUCUACGGCGUGGCCGCCGGCCAGGAGCCGCUGAUGGUGGUGAUGGAGCUGGCGAACCAGGGCGCCCUCGACUCGUUCCUCCAGAAAAAAUGCCUGCCCCAUGGAAAAGAAGCUCGAGAUGAUCGUUCAGUCGGCGUGGGGCAUCGAGUAUCUGCACCUGAAGGAGGUGCUCCAUCG